CCUGGCCCUCAUGAGCAGACUUUUGCUUGGUCGAGAAAUUCCCCCAAGACUCCGCCCGCCCUGUUCCCCUGCCCAAGCGUCCGCCCACACCCACCGGUCGAGUCCCUCUCGCCCCCCCGUUUCUGUUGCCUCACCGUCUGGUGCAGACAGACUUGACCCUUCCACCACCACCACCACCACCACCACCACCCAUCACUCACAGCCACAACAACACUCGAUCCUUCGUCCGACGGCCGACCGUGUCCGCGACCGCAUCGCUUCGGAAAUGCUUAUUCUUUGCCAUCGCCACUGACUGCUCGUCUUGUUGGGCCUUUGCACUGCCUGUUGCCGCGCCUGUCGCCCCUUUUCGCUCCCCAGCCGGAGCGUCGCUGCUCCACCGAGCUUCGCUUGCUGGUAGCAGCCAACCCGGCCACCCGUCGACUUCCGACCGGCAGACGCCCGCUGACCAGGCCCGUCACUGCAUCAGCGCCAUCGCUCCGCCUGUCUGCCAUCUCACGGCCGCCUGAAGCGUUCUUGCUAGCUCCGAUACGAUGGCUUCAUCUUCGUCAAAUGUCGUCGGCGUCCAUUACCGCGUAGGGAAGAAGAUUGGCGAGGGUUCAUUCGGUGUCAUCUUCGAGGGAACCAAUCUGUUGAACAACCAGCAAGUUGCCAUCAAAUUCGAACCCCGAAAGAGCGACGCUCCACAGUUGCGAGAUGAGUACCGAACGUACAAGAUUCUCGUGGGCUGCCCUGGCAUCCCCAAUGUCUACUACUUUGGCCAGGAAGGCCUUCACAACAUCCUCGUCAUCGAUCUCCUAGGCCCCUCGCUGGAGGACCUUUUCGACCACUGCGGACGACGGUUCACCAUCAAGACAGUCGUCAUGGUGGCGAAGCAAAUGCUCUCGAGGGUCCAGACGAUACACGAGAAGAACCUCAUCUACCGCGAUAUCAAGCCGGACAACUUCUUGAUUGGCCGCCCCGGCACCAAGGCCUCCAACGUAAUCCACGUCGUCGAUUUCGGUAUGGCCAAGCAGUACCGGGACCCCAAGACGAAGCAGCACAUUCCAUACCGCGAGCGAAAGUCUCUGUCUGGCACUGCUCGUUACAUGAGCAUCAACACCCACUUGGGCCGCGAACAGUCCAGACGAGACGACCUCGAGGCCCUUGGCCACGUCUUCAUGUACUUCCUGCGGGGUGGCCUACCCUGGCAAGGCCUCAAGGCUGCAACUAACAAGCAAAAGUACGAGAAGAUUGGCGAGAAGAAGCAGACGACGGCCAUCAAGGACCUAUGUGAAGGUUUCCCCGAGGAGUUCUGCAAGUACCUCACCUACGUUCGCAACCUCGGAUUCGAAGACACCCCCGACUACGACUACCUCCGAGAUCUCUUCAGCCAGGCCCUCAAGAACGCUGGCGAGGUCGAAGACGGCGAGUACGACUGGAUGAAGAUCAGCAAGGAUUCGGGAAAGGGGUGGGACUCGAUGAAGAAUCACGGCGCGGCAUAUCUGCACAACCCAAACAACCUCACCGUCAGCCGUUUAAACGCCGCGCAACCCCCCACUCCGUCACCGAUCAAGCAGAUGGGCAAGCAGAGAGAUCGGCCAAGCGCGCCCGGCGCCAUCCCGGGCCAGCGCACCAGCGGAGUGGGGGGUCUCAGAGACAUGGCCACCCCGACUGGCUCUACUCAAGCUCAAUUCCAGAACAGCACCCAGAACCUACCGCAACAGAGGGUGCCGCAGCAGGGUCCCAUGGUGGCGGCGGGCCAGCCUAACCAGCGGCCCGCGGAGCCCCAGCCCAGUGGCUUCCAGAAGUUCAUGAAGGCUAUUUGCUGCGGCUAGUCGCCUACCUUCUGGGAUGACUUCCGCACAAUACGCCAUCGUCGUCGUCGUUACAGUCGCUGCCGGUCGCAGGUCAUGCCGCCGGUGUCGACAAACUUGAAUUUUCCCUCCCGUCUGCCCGGGGACUACCGAGACUUCGCUUCUUGGCCUGCGCUUCGCCAAGUCAACUCGGUUUACCACGCACUACCGAGGACUCUCGGGCAGAGGCGCGGAUUCACGCAACGUCGUCGUCCACUAUCGAGGCCGUCCAAGUAUAUAAGACCGGCCAUGUCAAAGGAACCCCGCCGCUUUUCGAACUCACCUCCGCAAAACAUUGGGGUCCACGGCGGACUCAUGGGACGAUUCGGCAAUGGGAGAGGGCGUGGGACCGAAGUAAGCCGCGGACGAAGAUCAAGGGCAGCCGGCUCCGAACUUCGCCGGCGUGCCUUUCGUAACUCAUUUUAUGUCUGAUAUUCCGUCACAAAAACCAUAGUCGAGCCUCUUUCAAGGUGCAGCGCAGCAACGGCGCAGGGUGGUCACGAAGGGCAGCAUGGGCUUUCAUGGUGUAUUUUCUCACUUUUUCCUACGACGCCUUCUAUAAUAAACCUUCCUAGAUCCUAGACCUUUCCCGCCUCGGCAAAGUGAGGGACAAAGGUCGGACGGGACAAGGUGGGGAGGAUUUCGGUAGAGGCGCAGAAAGAAUCGGGCAGAGCGGUGAGGUGCGUGCAGUGUCGAUGGGCGCAAGGCGGAGAAUCAUGUUUGUGAGCCGAGACCCAUUACUAACGCAGCUAUGGAGUUUUCGUCGGGUGUUCAUUGCAAUGGAAAUAGAAGUCUUGAAUCAUCUCCUCGCAUGCUCCUUUUCCCAAGCUCGAACAAUGACAUUACGUAGUUUUGGC
This is a messenger RNA of Purpureocillium takamizusanense, 2689 nucleotides long. RefSeq names its product Non-specific serine/threonine protein kinase (gene YCK2). Gene Ontology annotation, cellular component: nucleus; cytoplasm. The transcript is spliced from 4 exons. Gene Ontology annotation, molecular function: ATP binding; protein serine/threonine kinase activity. Gene Ontology annotation, biological process: signal transduction; endocytosis; peptidyl-serine phosphorylation. Bases 531 to 1814 code for a protein of 427 amino acids. The record is from RefSeq and is a predicted model, not a curated record. Lineage: Eukaryota; Fungi; Ascomycota; Sordariomycetes; Hypocreales; Ophiocordycipitaceae.